This is a messenger RNA of Phlebotomus argentipes, 3722 nucleotides long. RefSeq names its product netrin-B (gene NetA). NCBI's taxonomy places the organism in Eukaryota, Metazoa, Arthropoda, Insecta, Diptera, Psychodidae. Bases 197 to 2233 code for a protein of 678 amino acids. The record is from RefSeq and is a predicted model, not a curated record. The transcript is spliced from 7 exons. Gene Ontology annotation, molecular function: protein binding.
AUUCUAUCCUCCGUGGGAGCGAGUUCUAAGGCUCUUCUCUCCGGCAUUUCUCGUGAUAAUAGUGACUCUCAGGUGAGCGUGGACUUUUGCGAAUCCGUGUGUAGCCACUUCCCAUUAUGGGGGUGUAGGAGGUUCAGUGAGCGUUGACUGACGACAGGUUUUAAACAAAAAAGGAUCCUUGAAUAUUUCGUAAAUCAUGCACAUCGGACAGUGUGUUAUUGUGCUCGCGAUUGUGAUGAAUGUGCAGAAGAGCUGGGCAAUUCCAUCGGACAUCUACAUGAAGAUGUUCGCUGUACAGCCUCCGCCAGAUCCGUGCUAUGACGAGAAGCGUCCCAGGCGAUGUGUGCCGGAUUUCGUGAAUGCUGCCUUCGGAACUCCGAUUACAGCUUCCAGCACGUGCGGCCAGCGCGGACCGUCGCGCUAUUGCGAACUUAGCGAACCCCUGAAUCCCGUGUCCAGUAACAGUGCCGCGCCAUCAGGAACAACUACCACUUGUCAGAUCUGCGAUGACACAAAUCCCAAGCGACGUUUUCCGUCGGCUGCCCUCACUGAUCUUAACAACCCCAACAAUCUCACUUGCUGGCGCUCCGAAUCUCUGCCCGCCACUGCUCCUGGUCAGUUGGACAAUGUGACUUUAACUCUGUCUCUGGGGAAAAAGUACGAACUGACCUACAUCAGUCUCCAAUUCUGUCCGCGGUCGGUAAAGCCGGAUUCCAUGGCGAUCUACAAGAGUGCGGAUUAUGGGAACACUUGGCAGCCUUUCCAGUUCUACAGCUCGCAAUGUCGCAAGAUCUACGGUCGACCCAAUAGGGCCACAAUCACGAAGACUAAUGAACAGGAGGCGCGUUGCACUGACGCUCAUCGGCACUCUGGAGACAAUGUGGGCAACCAAGGUGCAAGGAUUGCCUUUAGCAUCCUCGAAGGUCGUCCCUCAGCUUCCGACUACGAAUCCUCACCUGUGCUGCAAGAUUGGGCCACCGCCACUGAUGUUCGGGUGAUCUUCAAUCGGAUCCAAAUGCCUCAGGAUCCAGGAGAUGAAUUCAUCCUAAUCGGUCCUCAGCAGACCAGCAAGUUCCGCGACGAUCAUGCAGCCAAUGCCAUCGAGAGCAUCACCACCUCAACAUCCACAGCCACAAGCAUCACUACUCACCACUAUGCUGUGUCCGAUUUCGCCGUUGGCGGCAGAUGCAAGUGCAACGGACAUGCCUCCAAGUGUCUCCCGAUCGGCCGCGACGGGCAACUGGCGUGUGACUGCAAGCACAAUACCAUGGGCAGAGACUGCGAGCGCUGCAAACCCUUCUACUACGACCGACCCUGGGCCAGAGCGACUCAACGAGAGGCCAACGAAUGCAAAGAAUGCAACUGCAAUGGCCAUUCCAGACGGUGUCGCUUUAACAUGGAGCUAUUCAAGCUCUCUGGACGCACUUCCGGGGGGGUCUGUAUCAACUGUCGCCACGCGACUACAGGCCGUCACUGUCACUACUGCAAGGAGGGCUUCUACAGGGAUCCCACGAAGCCGCUAAAUCAUCGAAAAGUGUGCAAACCGUGCGACUGCCAUCCUGUGGGAUCCUCCGGAAGAACAUGCAAUCACACAUCCGGUCAGUGUCCUUGCAAAGACGGCGUCACGGGUCUGAGUUGCAACAGAUGCGCCAAAGGAUAUCAGCAAAGUCGCUCUCAUAUCGCGCCAUGCGUCAAAAUUGUUCCCCGAAUCAGCGUGAUUCAGCCUCAAAUAGCGCAAGAGCCGCAGUACGAUCAAGAUGUGUCCGCCUAUCGAAAAAGUGGCGACGACGACGAGGAAACAGAGUGCGGAAAGUGCAAAAUAGCCACGAAACACCUGACAAAGAAGAAGUUCUGCAGAAGGGAUUACGCAAUUAUGGCCAAGGUGGCGGGCAGGGACGUGGUAAAGGACAAGGAGAAUAACUCCGAGGAUAUGAUUCAGUUCAACCUGGUUGUUCAGGCAGUGUAUAAGAAGUCCCAGGGAACGAGUCUCCUCGCCGGUGUCAUUCCAGGUCUUAGGAGGGCUACAGUGCCACUCAUCGUGCCAAUGAGAGACUUCGAGUGCAGAUGUCCAAAACUUAAGAUCAAUAAGACUUACCUGAUCUUGGGGAAAGACACGGAGAAUCCUCCGGGUGCUCUGGGCGUGGGUCCCAGGUCGAUAAUCAUCGAAUGGCGAGACGAUUGGCACAGGCGAAUGCGACGGUUUCAGAGACGCUCUCGAGACGACUGUGACUAGGAAUUUGUAGUUUUUUACUAGACAACAAAGGAAAUGGAGGAAAUGUGUGAAAAUAUGGGAGAAAAGCAGAAGGAGAACGCGCUGAGAUUGUGAGUUAAAAGAUUAAACCUCAAAGCACACCGUGGAGGCUUCAAGAUACUGAAGAGGAGGAGAAUAUCCGUGAAUGUUAUUUUCUACCUUCACCAGUAAAAGCAAUUCAUUGAAUAUCAUUAAAAAUUUAACACUAUUUCUACUCAGAAUUGACGUACGCAAUUAUUGAUUGUAACGUAAUUAUUUAUUGAUGAAGGAAUGAGAAACUACAAAUUGUUUAUAGCCAUUCUAUUAUGUAAGUAUUUUAUUUGUCACUCUCCAUUAAUGCUUAAGGAUAUUACUUUGUAAUUAUAGUUAAUUUAUUAAGGGUAUUUUUGCGAGAGAGAAAAAGUUACAAAGGAUGCUGAUGAUGAAAUAUUCCUAUAAUUACCAGAAAGAGUUGCCAUAAUUUCAUCUUAAUUGAUAGCUUUCCUUAAUUCCUAGGCCCACAACGUACUUUUUGUGUAAACUAAUUUUCCCGCUUUGCCGUCCCUUUUCACAUUUGAAAAGGGAAGAUCAUGUAAAUAUUGCCACGAUGUUGAUUUUUCUUAUGGAAAAUAAGAACAGAAGGAAGAAAAGUCCAUGCAAAAUUAAGGUAGCUUAGAAAUCACUGUAAUUGUGUUAAUUUAAUAACAUUAAAUGACUGUGUGUGACUGCUUCAGUGUUGAAGGGAGAACAAGAGGCGCAGAAGGGUGACGAAAGCUACCCUUCUGCGCCUCGUCCACCCUACAUUUUUCACAGCAAUUAACCGCCCCCCGCCCGAAGAGAUGGGAGUCCUCAUUAUCAAAAUUAAUCGCAUUGUAUCUCUAGUAAUAAUUGGAGAAUUAGUAUUUAGUGGAAGGAAUAUGUGUAUAUUUUAAAUUCUAUCAUGUACAAUUUAAUGCAAAAAAUCAAUGUAUUGAUAUGGAGGCCAGAGGAGAUUUUCUUAUCUCUCUAGAGGUUCCGUCAACCACUUUUUCAUAUCUUAUCGGAAUUUUAUGUCUAAAAUUUAUGAAGAAAAUUUGACAGAAUAAAAGAAAUCAAAUAACGAGAUAUUUUCUUAACAAAUAUGAAGAUAUAAACGAUUAUUCAUCAGGAGGAAAAUGGUAAUAUCAAUUAUCAUAUCAACGACAUUAUCAAUUGAUUUUUAGACUUUUUUGAUACCUCUUUAGACGCAGAGAAUAAUUUUAAGCUAAAUCCUUAUAACAUUGGAUGAUCUUUCCCGCAGAAUAAUUACAGAAUUUCAGGAAUGCAUUUUAAGAUAAUAUGAUUAAAAAAUAAAUAGAAGAUAAAGUGAAGUGUGUAGAGAUAAAAGCACACAGAUUUUAUGCAAAACAGCCAUAAAUUUAGUGAAUGUUGUCAAGAAAGCGAAUGACGAGAGUGAGAAAUAUCAGUUGAAAGGAGAAGAAGGAGUAAAAGUCACAAUAAAAUGAAUUAAGUA